Messenger RNA from Pyricularia grisea, 744 nucleotides. RefSeq lists its product as uncharacterized. The record is from RefSeq and is a predicted model, not a curated record. The coding region runs from base 1 to 744 and encodes 247 amino acids. Gene Ontology annotation, cellular component: U2 snRNP; nucleus; catalytic step 2 spliceosome. The transcript has a single exon. Gene Ontology annotation, molecular function: nucleic acid binding; zinc ion binding. NCBI's taxonomy places the organism in Eukaryota, Fungi, Ascomycota, Sordariomycetes, Magnaporthales, Pyriculariaceae. Gene Ontology annotation, biological process: spliceosomal complex assembly.
AUGGACUACCAAAACCGCGCCGGGUCAAAGUUCGGCGGCGGCGGCGUGGCCUCGCACAGCGCCACCAACGCCGACCGCCGCGAGCGCCUGCGCAAACUGGCCCUGGAGCACAUCGACCUGGACAAGGACCCCUACAUCUUCAAGAACCACCUGGGCGCGUUCGAGUGCCGGCUGUGCCUGACGGUGCACCAAAACGACGGCUCGUACCUCGCCCACACCCAAGGCCGGAAGCACCAGACCAACCUGGCGCGCCGCGCCGCCCAGGAGAAGCGCGACGGGAGGGACAAGAACAUCGACCCGCAGACCGGUCUGCCGGUCGGCGUGGUGGGCGCCGGGUUCAGCGCGUUGGGGCUGGGUGGCGGCGCGAGGAAGAACGCGGUCAAGAUCGGCAGGCCGGGGUACAAGAUCACAAAGAUUCGCGAUCCCGUCACCAGGGCGGAGGGGUUGCUGUUCCAGCUGCAGUUUCCGGAUAUAUCGCCCGGUACGGUGCCGAAAUGGCAGGUCAUGUCGGCGUUCAGCCAGCGCGUCGAGGAGCCCGAUAGGAACUACCAGUAUCUGCUUGUGGCGGCCGAGCCGUACGAGACGUGCGGCUUCAAGAUCCCAGCGCGAGAGCUAGACAAGCGCGAGGGAAGGAUGUUUGAGUACUGGGACCCGGAUGCGAAAGAGUAUUGGGUUCAGGUUAUGUUUAUGACGGAGCGGGAGGAGCGGUUCAAUGCCGCUCCCGGCUUGGGCGCGAGGAGUUGA